AUGAUAGCCGCACAGCUUCUGGCCUACUACUUCACCGAGCUGAAGGAUGACCAGGUCAAAAAGAUUGAUAAGUACCUGUACUCCAUGCGCUUCUCUGAUGAGACGCUGCGAGACAUCAUGUCCCGUUUCCGUAUGGAGAUGGAGAAGGGACUGGGCCGUGACACCAACCCCACAGCCACCGUCAAGAUGCUGCCCACCUUCGUCAGGUCCAUCCCUGAUGGAUCAGAGAAAGGAGAUUUCAUUGCUCUGGAUCUGGGUGGCUCCAAUUUCCGAAUCCUGCGUGUAAAAGUCUCUCAUGAGAAAAAGCAGACGGUGCAAAUGGAGAGUCAGAACUACGAGACCCCAGAGGACAUCAUCCAUGGCAGUGGAUCACGGUUGUUUGACCAUGUUGCAGAAUGCCUGGGGGACUUCAUGGAGAAGCAAAAUAUCAAAGACAAGAAACUUCCAGUUGGAUUCACUUUCUCUUUCCCCUGUGCUCAUACUAAACUGGAUGAGGCUGUUUUGCUGACUUGGACAAAACGUUUUAAAGCCAGUGGAGUGGAGGGAAUGGAUGUGGUCAAGCUUCUGAACAAAGCCAUUAAAAAGCGAGGGGACUAUGAUGCAGAUAUCAUGGCAGUUGUUAAUGACACUGUAGGAACCAUGAUGACCUGUGGCUUUGAUGACCAGCGCUGUGAAGUUGGCAUCAUCAUCGGUACGGGCACUAAUGCAUGCUACAUGGAGGAACUGAGGCACAUUGAUAUGGUGGAAGGAGACGAGGGCAGGAUGUGCAUCAACACUGAGUGGGGAGCUUUCGGAGAUGAUGGCAUGCUGGAGGACAUCCGCACUGAGUUUGAUAGAGAGAUAGACCGUGGAUCCCUCAACCCUGGCAAACAGCUGUUUGAAAAGAUGGUGAGCGGGAUGUACAUGGGGGAGCUGGUGAGGCUUAUCCUGGUGAAGAUGGCCAAGGAGGGGCUACUGUUUGAGGGCCGCAUCACUCCAGAACUCCUGACUAAAGGCAAAUUUGAAACUAAGCACAUUUCUGCCAUUGAGAAGACUAAAGAGGGCCUGACCAAAGCUAAGGAAAUUUUGACCCGCCUGGGUGUGGAGCCGUCGGCAGAUGACUGCAUCGCUGUGCAGCAUGUGUGUGCUAUUGUCUCGUUCCGCUCAGCGAACCUUAUCGCUGCUACGCUGGGUGCUAUCCUUGCUCGCCUGAAGGACAACAAGAACAUACCACGCCUCCGUACCACUGUGGGCAUCGAUGGAUCCCUCUACAAGAUGCAUCCACAGUAUUCCCGCCGGCUGCAUAAGACUGUCCGCCGUCUGGUGCCAGAAUGUGACGUGCGCUUCCUACUCUCAGAGAGUGGGAGUGGGAAAGGUGCUGCCUUGGUGACAGCCUGGGCCUCCCGAUUGGCUGACCAGACCCGUCAGAUUGCUGAGACUCUGGCAGAGUUCCGCCUCACCCAGGAACAGCUGCUAGAGGUGAAGAGGAGGAUGCUCACAGAGAUCCAGAACGGCCUGAGCAAGAAGACUCAAAGCACAGCUACCGUGAAGAUGCUGCCCACCUAUGUCCGCAGCACCCCAGAUGGAACAGAAAAUGGUGACUUCUUGGCUUUGGAUCUUGGAGGCACAAACUUUAGGGUGCUGUUAGUGAAGAUUCGCAGUGGAAAGAGAAGGACUGUGGAGAUGCAUAACAAAAUCUAUGCCAUUCCCAUAGAAGUGAUGCAGGGAACAGGAGAAGAGCUCUUUGAUCACAUCGUUGCCUGCAUAUCAGACUUCCUGGACUACAUGGGCAUGAAGAACGCUCGGCUGCCUUUGGGCUUCACCUUCUCUUUCCCUUGUAGACAAACCAGCCUGGAUGCUGGUAUCCUCGUAACCUGGACAAAAGGUUUCAAGGCUACUGACUGUGAAGGAGAGGAUGUGGUCAACCUCCUGAGGGAGGGAAUUAAAAGGAGAGAGGAGUUUGACUUAGAUGUGGUAGCAGUAGUCAAUGACACAGUGGGGACCAUGAUGACAUGUGCAUAUGAGGAGCCAACAUGUGAGGUCGGCCUUAUUGCAGGAACGGGCAGCAAUGCCUGCUAUAUGGAAGAGAUGAGGAACAUAGAGACUGUGGAUGGUGAUGAGGGCAGGAUGUGUGUGAACAUGGAGUGGGGUGCAUUUGGGGACAGUGGCUGUCUGGAUGAUAUGAGGACCCAGUAUGACAGAGCUGUGGAUGAUCUCUCCCUCAACCCUGGCAAACAGAGAUAUGAGAAGAUGUGCAGUGGAAUGUACCUGGGUGAGAUUGUGCGAAACAUCCUCAUUGACUUAACAAAGCGUGGCUUCCUCUUCAGGGGCCAGAUUUCUGAGACUCUGAAGACUAGGGGCAUCUUUGAAACAAAAUUCUUGUCCCAAAUUGAGAGUGAUCGUCUGGCGCUACUGCAAGUGAGGUCCAUUCUGCAGCACUUGGGUCUGGACAGCACGUGUGAUGACAGUAUAAUCGUGAAGGAAGUGUGUGGUGCUGUGUCACGCCGAGCCGCACAGCUCUGUGGAGCCGGAAUGGCUGCCGUUGUGGACAAAAUCCGGGAGAACCGAGGACUAGACCAUCUGGACAUCACUGUAGGGGUGGAUGGCACGCUCUACAAACUGCAUCCACAUUUCUCCCCGAUAAUGCACCAGACUGUGAAGGAACUCGCCCCCAAGUGCAAUGUGAACUUCUUGCUGUCCGAGGAUGGGAGCGGGAAAGGUGCUGCCCUGAUCACUGCAGUGGGAUGCCGUCUGCGUGAGCAAGAACAAAAAAGCUGAAAGCUGUUUGGGUCAGCUCUUUAGCCCUCUCUCACUCUAACCAAGAGCAGAGAACUCUCCUACUAGAAGCCCUGACGAAGUUCUCCUAGACCUAAUGUCCAGCACAUCCAUCUGCCCACACCUAGUACCAGGGCCUGGGAUGCUCCGUACUUUGUAUUCCACUCCAUUUGAACUACAUGUAUCUGUCAGCCUUUCACGUGUCUAAAUUUAGUGUCCAUGUCUAAGUGUACGUGUGUGCGUGUUUCAUGGAUGAGUUAUCCCUUAUUAUUGAGUCUAUACUACGAUGUUGUAACUCUGCUGUAAACAUUUUAUGGAUGUAUAUUAGCUAAAGGGAAGAAAUUUCAAGGCAAAGUGACAAGACCAAUUAUGUAUACAUAUAAGAAUAUAUUAUUUAUUUUAUUUUUGUAUUCGAGGGCUGUAUUGAGAGAAAAGUGUAAGAGAUGAUACCUUGGAGAAAAUGAUGGGCUUUUUUUUUAUGUUUAUGCCAUGCUUACUUCAGAUGUUGCAUACUGGCAUUUUUCUGAUAACAGGGUUAUUAUAUGAAUGUCGAGGGACGAGCUGGGUUUUGAAACCAUGCCCACUUCUUUUUGAGACAGAAGAGGAAUGUCAUGAGUUACCGUUCCAGUAAGGGCUGCCUCGCAGUGGAUUGCAUCCAGACACCCUGUAAUCUCAGCUCCUGAAUGCCUCAACAAACGAGAUUAACAAAAAAGGAGACUUCUUGCCUUUGUUGUCCAACCCUUCUGAAAAACAGCCUGCUCUCACGGUGCCUGGAAACCCGAGCAGUUGCAGCAGACGUUAUCAUAUUGCUUUUGUCAGAAUAGGUGAGAAUUGUCAGCAUUUGCUGUAUGCUGUGUACAUACGCAGAUAGUUCAUUGGCCCCCACAAAUAAUGGUGCAAAUCUCAAGUAAAUGUCCUUAUGUGUACUCUGGCUGCGUGUUUGUGUGUGAUCCUGUAUAGUUGAUGUGAGUGAACCUGUGCAGUGGCUCUGAGAUGGUAUGAUGAAUGCAUGCCUUAUUUGGUAACAGGUUGAGUAUCCACUCAUUUUGUACAAUUCUCUAGGUGCACCAUAUUUAGAUGUUCAAUAACAGAAAGUUAUUAAACUAUUUUGAUGAGCUAUAACUAAGUUUAUGUCUUCUGUGAUUCAGUUUUGCUUAGUAGUCUUGCCAAAAUGUAGGAUUAGGACUGUAGCACUUUAGUCCAGAGUAAACGAAAUAAAUAGUGCAAUACAAAUAUUGUAUUCACAUUUCACCAAAAUCAGUAACAGUGGAUUAAUGGAAACAGUAAAUGUGGUCAUUUUAAACUAAGUACAAUGCAGUUAUUUAAAGCCACUAGCUAAGCUUUUGUGUAGCUUUAAUUUGACCUGACAUUAAUACAGAUAACAUUAAAGCAUUUUUGAGAGAGAGUUUAUUCAGAAAUGUUUAAUCAUGAGACCAAGAGUUAGGCCAAAGUAAAUUCAUCCUAGGCACAGAUGCUUCAUUUGAGCUUGCUUGGUGUCACCUUUGGAGAAAAAAACAAAACUUUUUUUUUUUUUUAAAACUGUUAAUUUUCAGAGCAGCAGCUGUUUUGUCAAAAAUGAAGACUUCAAUAAAUUCUCUGAAAGUUCUCAAA
Molecule: messenger RNA, 4365 nt
Organism: Pygocentrus nattereri (red-bellied piranha)
Lineage: Eukaryota; Metazoa; Chordata; Actinopteri; Characiformes; Serrasalmidae
Gene: hk1
Product: hexokinase 1
Exons: 18
Coding region: 1-2757 (918 amino acids)
Biological process (GO): intracellular glucose homeostasis; glycolytic process; glucose 6-phosphate metabolic process
Cellular component (GO): cytosol; mitochondrion
Molecular function (GO): mannokinase activity; D-glucose binding; ATP binding
Source: RefSeq, a predicted model, not a curated record